AUGCAAAUUCGUGCCCGGUGCUACCCUGCUGACAAGAUUAUAACAAUCGACGUGGAGCCUCAGUACACCAUCGAGAUGCUCAAAGCCAAAAUCGAAGAAGAAAUGGGUGACAAGGCAGAAGUUGAGCGUAUUAUCUACCUUGGUGAGCUAAGUCAUACAACUGAGAAUUAUGAGAGGACUUCCAACUUGAUAUAG
Messenger RNA from Anisakis simplex (herring worm), 195 nucleotides. The record is from the annotation of a GenBank genome assembly. Lineage: Eukaryota; Metazoa; Nematoda; Chromadorea; Rhabditida; Anisakidae.